Messenger RNA from Polyodon spathula (Mississippi paddlefish), 2431 nucleotides. Its product is annotated as mothers against decapentaplegic homolog 4-like. Gene Ontology annotation, biological process: cell differentiation; transforming growth factor beta receptor signaling pathway; SMAD protein signal transduction. The transcript is spliced from 12 exons. NCBI's taxonomy places the organism in Eukaryota, Metazoa, Chordata, Actinopteri, Acipenseriformes, Polyodontidae. Gene Ontology annotation, cellular component: heteromeric SMAD protein complex. The record is from RefSeq and is a predicted model, not a curated record. Bases 362 to 2023 code for a protein of 553 amino acids. Gene Ontology annotation, molecular function: DNA-binding transcription factor activity, RNA polymerase II-specific; I-SMAD binding; RNA polymerase II cis-regulatory region sequence-specific DNA binding.
GGUUCGCCAUGUUGAUAACAGUAACAACAGCACCCAGAGAGAGCGGAGGCGGAUGGAUGGAGGCUGAUCUCGAGGUUUUCCUCUCUAUUGUGUUAAACUUCUACGUUGAAUUUAACACCAGUUGAAAAGGCAUCGCAACCCAGAUGAGUCUAGACCCCAUCGCGUCACAGACAGAUUACUUUCCAGGCAGUUGGGUUUGUGAACUUGUAGGUGUUCUCGGUUUGAUUUGGCUUGGGGAAAACAGGCAGUGUGCCUUGGUGCACUGUGCACACAUUCCUACAGACACUCGCCCCACUUCCCUUUUCUGGUUUUUAAAUUAAGUACGGAGACUUUACAAAGCGAUAGACGCAACAUAUUUAAAAUGUCCAUCACCAACACACCGACAAGCAACGAUGCUUGUUUGAGCAUCGUUCACAGCCUCAUGUGCCACAGGCAGGGUGGGGAGAGUGAGACCUUUGCCAAAAGGGCCAUUGAGAGCCUGGUGAAGAAGCUGAAGGAAAAGAAGGAUGAGCUGGACUCCCUCAUCACUGCUAUCACCACCAAUGGCGCUCAUCCUAGCAAGUGUGUCACCAUACAGAGGACACUGGAUGGGAGGCUGCAGGUUGCUGGUCGCAAAGGGUUUCCCCAUGUUAUCUAUGCUCGUCUGUGGAGGUGGCCUGAUCUUCACAAAAAUGAACUGAAACAUGUCAAAUACUGUCAGUAUGCCUUUGACCUGAAAUGUGACAAUGUCUGUGUCAACCCUUACCACUACGAACGGGUUGUGUCACCUGGCAUAGACCUUUCAGGAUUGACAUUACAAAGUUCUGCUACCUCAGGCCUUCUAGUGAAAGAUGAGUUUCAUGAGUACGUGGAGGGGCCGCAGUCCCUGCCCAGUGAAGGGCACUUGAUUCAGACCAUUCAGCACCAGCCAAGCAGCCGGCCUGUCACUGAGGCCUAUAACACACCAGCCAUGCUACCGCCGUCGGAGUCCAGUAGUUCCAGCUCCACCAACUUUCCCAGCAUUCCUGUGGCUUCUUCAAGCCAGUCCAGCACUAUGUUACCAGGAAACCACAGUGAUGGACUACUUCAGAUUGCUUCUGCUGCUCAGCCAGGAUCGCAGCAAAAUGGUUUCCAGGCACAGCCUGCUACUUACCACCACAACCCAACUUUAACCUGGUCAGGAAGCAGGACAGUAACAUAUACUCCCAACAUGCCCCACAACCAGAAUGGGCAUCUCCAGCACCACCCGCCCAUGCAACAUCCAGGGCACUACUUCUCUUCUUUUCCAGGGCAAGUGCACAAUGAACUUGCUUUCCAGCCACCAAUAUCUAACCACCCAGCUCCUGAGUACUGGUGUUCGAUUGCUUAUUUUGAGAUGGAUGUUCAGGUGGGGGAAACCUUCAAGGUGCCUUCAACCUGCCCCAUAGUCACCGUGGACGGCUAUGUAGAUCCAUCGGGAGGAGAUCGGUUUUGUCUGGGUCAACUGUCCAAUGUUCACAGGACAGAAGCCAUCGAGAGAGCCAGGUUGCACAUUGGAAAAGGUGUACAGUUGGAGUGUAAAGGAGAAGGAGAUGUCUGGGUCAGGUGCCUCAGUGAUCACGCUGUUUUUGUCCAGAGCUACUACUUGGAUAGGGAGGCUGGCCGAGCACCUGGGGAUGCAGUGCACAAGAUUUAUCCAAGCGCUUAUAUAAAGGUGUUUGACUUGCGGCAGUGCCAUCGGCAGAUGCAACAGCAAGCUGCCACAGCGCAGGCUGCAGCUGCUGCUCAGGCUGCAGCAGUGGCCGGUAAUAUCCCUGGACCCGGGUCUGUUGGGGGAAUUGCUCCAGCUAUCAGUCUGUCUGCUGCUGCUGGGAUCGGCGUGGACGACUUGCGGCGGUUGUGCAUCCUCCGAAUGAGCUUUGUCAAAGGCUGGGGGCCAGACUACCCACGACAGAGCAUCAAGGAGACACCGUGCUGGAUCGAGAUUCACCUGCACCGUGCCCUGCAGCUUCUAGAUGAGGUCCUGCACACCAUGCCCAUUGCAGACCCCCAGCCUCUGGACUGAGCCCUGCCGAGCCCGCAGGAUGCAGUUAGAACAGACUUCUACAAAUUUAUGUUGUAACACAAUGACGCAUUCAAUCCCCAAGCUCCAUAUUCCUUUAGGACAAACCGAAGAUGCAAAUAGAAAUUGCAAAAACACAAUAUUUUGAGCUUUGGUUUCAGGCUGUUGCUGUUUUCCUUCGCACCUAUCAUGUUAACAGGGCCUUGUUAAGAAACAGGAAAAAGCAAGCAUCCUGAUGGGAUUUAAAUAAAUAAAUGAAAUCUUAGAUGAUGCAAUAGAAAUGACACCCCACAACAAGCUUAUCAGUGUUUCAAGUUACAGCAGAAUGCCGUAAAAGAUUUUAAAAAACAGAUGCAGUUUCAAAUUUGUUUUGUGUAUUUGUUUUGUGUUUUUUUUUUUUUUUUUUUUGGG